UGCGGUCGGUAAACUCUUUCCUUUCUGCGGGCAGCCUAUCAAAUCGGAUCACGUAUUUUGGAAUAUGUCGUUACAUCAUGUACAUGUAUUCGCCUUUCCAUUAUUUUUGAUGUUCCUGCUCGUGCCCGGAUAGAGAAUGGGCACGACUCCCCCUCUCCCCGUUCUACCGUCCAAACAGGCCGGCCGUUCUAAGUUCCGGGGUUGGGUCGGAUAGGACCAGAUCCAAUCGGAUCUGAUCGUAGCUUCGAGUUCAGGUGCCGUACUGCGGCCGGACCGGAAAGGAGGGGGACAGCGAACCUCCUGCCAAGAGGCCAAGGUUGCUUGCUAACUCUCAGCCACUUGUUAGAAGGAAGUGCAGCUUGAUUGUCGGGGGGAAUCAACGGGAAGGAAAAAAGAAGGUAGAUUAUUCUAUUCUAUUUCCUCCUUUGGUAAGGAUUGGCUUUUUGUUCAAGGGUAUGUUAAAAACCAUCGUCUUUUCUUUGUUUGUAUCACCGAGACACCCGAAGGGCCGGCCAUAUGUACCUCGGGAGCCCCGGCCCAUUCAAAUCAAAAUAGAACGAGCACCUACGACUAAGGGGAAUGGAAUGUCGACCACAGGGUGAGAGAAUCUUAUAAUACGAGGGCUAGUGACUGGUCAAGUCAUUAAACUUAGUCAUUUUGAUCAACAUGGCUGCAAGUGGACUGGGUUUAUGGGGUUAAACUGACUACGACCAAAGUCGUGGCUACUUCAACCAAAAAAAGGGCGACCCCCUAUUCAAACCAAAAGAAGUACCUCACCUCACUUACGAAGAAGUUGUUGGAGCUGGGCUCCGAACUAUGAGAGUUUGCUUUUUCUCUUUCUCAGAGCGGUCUGAUCAAAUAGGGGAUCAGACCACUCCUGGUGUUUUAACUAGUCAUUAAUGGUCGGCUUAAUUAGUACCCUUUCGGUAUGUGUUGCGAACACUUUCAUUUUUAGCCUCUCAUCUUCUCUAGAGAAGCAAAACUCGAACGGAUAGAACAGAUGGUCCAACUACAUAACUUUUUCUUUUUCAUUACUUCCGUGGUCGUGCCUCGUGGCACGGCAGCACCCGUACUAUUGAAAUGGUUCGUCAGUAGAGAUGUUCCCACAGGUGCCCUUUUUUCCAAUGGUACUAUAAUUCCUAUUCCUAUCCCUUCAUUCCCUCUUUUGGUCUAUCUACAUUCCAGGAAAUUCAUACGCUCCGCGGACGGAGCAAAAAGUGGAGUCUUGGUCAGAGCAAGCCGCCCUAUUCUAUUACCAGACAUAAUUGGGAGAAGCUCAUCCGAAACUAGAGCUAGAAACGCUUUAUUUCGUUUCGUUCCCGUUCUUCAUUUCCUUCUUCUCGAAUCCAAGGGGGACUUGUCAUAUUUAGAAUCUUUCUGCAGUGUGCUCCGUUUACUAUUCUUUCGUACUUUCUUCUUUUUACCACGCGAUAGGUCAGCGAAGCCUGAGCGGGCGCGGAGAAGGAAAGGCCAAACACUUCGGCCUAACGGGAAUGAGCAACGACGAAAUGAGAUGAUGAGGUGCCUCGGGCACCCCCAUUUAGAAAGAAGGGUCGAAGGUUUUGGGCCUGUAGCUUUCCCUGUCCCCCUUUCGUCAGGCGGUGCUUGUGUGGAGGGUGCGCCACCUGAAAUCGGGCUUGAAGCUCUCACCUUACCAACAAGCCGAGAGCUGAUGGCUGUUGGUCACGACUACUAUCAAAAAGUUCCUAUGAAGAUGAAUAUUUCACAUGGAGGAGUGUGCAUCUUUAUGUUGGAUGUUCUUCUGUCGUGCGACCCGGUGGCUUAUGUGCGACCUGUGGCCCACACCUCCUAUUUGUUCAGGGCGGGCGGCAUGAACUCUGAUUCGAUCCGAGUAUUCAAUCCCGCCGCUGAGAUGCUCAGUUGCCUUCUUAACCUUGAUAGGAAUAUGGAUUAUUCAAUAAUUCGUGCAUAAGGGUAAGGAACUUUGGAUGAACUAAUGCGAAUGGGUGUAAGCCUCGCUGCUCGAAAACACCCAGUGCUGACCACACUAAGAGACACGAAAGCGUAGGUAAUGCCAGUUGGCGAA
Molecule: messenger RNA, 2047 nt
Organism: Solanum tuberosum (potato)
Lineage: Eukaryota; Viridiplantae; Streptophyta; Magnoliopsida; Solanales; Solanaceae
Product: cytochrome c biogenesis CcmF C-terminal-like mitochondrial protein
Exons: 1
Coding region: 1001-1933 (310 amino acids)
Biological process (GO): cytochrome complex assembly
Source: RefSeq, a predicted model, not a curated record